Messenger RNA from Medicago truncatula (barrel medic), 2678 nucleotides. RefSeq names its product pentatricopeptide repeat-containing protein At1g14470. The record is from RefSeq and is a predicted model, not a curated record. Gene Ontology annotation, biological process: RNA modification. The transcript is spliced from 2 exons. Bases 240 to 1967 code for a protein of 575 amino acids. Gene Ontology annotation, molecular function: protein binding; RNA binding. NCBI's taxonomy places the organism in Eukaryota, Viridiplantae, Streptophyta, Magnoliopsida, Fabales, Fabaceae.
UACAAUUGUGCAUAGUUGCAUUGCUACUUUGCAGAGGCAUGUCAAACAUUGUAAGCAAAAUAACCAAUCUCCAUGGUCUGAGGCAACUCCAUGCAUAGUUGGUACACCACUCCCUGCACCACCAAAACCACUGGGUGGUGCUCCUCCUUACCCAAUGUACUCGCUUCCUUGCACCCUCAAGCUACACCUGCCACAUUUUUCAUGCUGCAACACAUCCUGAUGUACGUGUCUUCACCUUUAUGCUCAAAUACUAUUCCCAAAUUGGUGUUCACUCACAAGUAUUUGUUUCUCUCUUUAAGCAUAUGCUGCAACACUGUGACAUAAAGCCCAAUGCAUCUUUCUAUUCAGUUAUGAUGAAAUCUGCUGGAAGUGAAAGCAUGUUGUUUCUUGCUCAUGUAUUGAAAUCAGGAUAUGAUCGUGAUCAUUAUGUUCGGAAUGGAAUCUUGGGCAUAUAUGCCAAGUACGGACCUAUUGAGUUUGCUAGGAAACUAUUUGAUGAAAUGCCUGAUAGAACUGUUGCAGAUUGGAAUGUGAUGAUAUCUGGAUACUGGAAAUGCGGGAAUGAAGAGGAAGCAAGUACGCUUUUCCAUGUGAUGGGUGACCAGGAAAUAAGUAGGAAUGUUAUUACUUGGACCACCAUGAUUACUGGACAUGCAAAGAAGGGGAAUUUGAAGACUGCAAGGAUGUAUUUUGACAAAAUGCCAGAAAGAAGUGUGGUAUCUUGGAAUGCAAUGCUAUCAGGGUAUGCUCAAGGGGGAGCACCAGAAGAAACUAUAAGAUUGUUCAAUGACAUGCUUAGCCCUGGAAAUGUCCAACCAGACGAAACAACAUGGGCAACUGUCAUAUCUUCUUGUUCAUCUCUUGGUGACCCUUGUCUUUCAGAGUCGAUUGUCAGAAAGCUAGACGACAAAGUGGGUUUCCGCCCAAAUUAUUUUGUCAAGACAGCUCUGCUUGAUAUGCAUGCGAAAUGUGGGAACCUUGAGGCAGCACACAAGAUUUUUGAGCAAUUGGGUGUGUAUAAGUAUAGGAGUUCUGUUCCAUGGAAUGCCAUGAUUUCUGCAUAUGCAAGAGUAGGGGAUUUACCUUCGGCAAAACACCUCUUUGAUAAGAUGCCACAGCGAGAUACUGUCUCAUGGAAUUCAAUGAUUGCAGGUUAUACUCAAAAUGGUGAGUCAUUCAAGGCGAUCAAGCUAUUCGAGGAAAUGAUCUCUAGUGAAGAUUCGAGAAAACCAGAUGAGGUGACUAUGGUGAGUGUUUUUUCGGCUUGUGGACACCUUGGAGAACUAGGUUUGGGUAAUUGGGCUGUGAGCAUCCUCAAAGUAAAUCACAUCCAGAUUAGCAUUUCAGUAUACAACUCUUUGAUUAACAUGUACUCACGAUGUGGGAGCAUGCAAGAUGCUGUAUUAAUAUUUCAAGAAAUGGCAACAAGAGAUUUAGUUUCCUACAACACAUUGAUUUCCGGGUUUGCAGAGCAUGGGCAUGGAAUGGAAAGCAUCGAGCUGCUGUCAAAAAUGAAAGAAGACGGUAUUGAACCAGACCGCAUAACUUAUAUUGCUAUACUAACUGCAUGCAGUCAUGCCGGAUUAUUGGAUGAAGGUCAAAGACUUUUUGAAUCAAUCAAAUUUCCCGAUGUAGAUCACUAUGCUUGUAUGAUUGAUAUGUUGGGUCGAGCUGGUAGAUUGGAAGAAGCUAUGAAAUUAAUUCAAAGCAUGCCGAUGGAACCCCAUGCAGGAAUUUAUGGAUCUCUUUUAAAUGCUACUAGCAUUCAUAAACAAGUGGAACUCGGGGAGCUUGCUGCAGCUAAACUGUUCAAGGUUGAGCCACAUAAUUCUGGAAAUUAUGCGUUGCUCUCUAACAUAUAUGCUUCUGCUGGUAGAUGGAAGGAGGGAGACAAAGUUAGGGAUACAAUGAGAAAACAGGGAGUGAAGAAAACAACUGGCUUGAGCUGGUUGGAGCAUAACUCAUAAAUUUGUGGAAAAUACCUAUUGGUGCCGUGGCGUGUGUGCGUCUUUGUAGAGACAGGUGAUAGCACCCAAAGUAUUACAGUUCUUGCGGUUCUUCGAGGUGUUUCACAUUAUAAGCAAAGAUAGCAAUUGAUUACUAAGUACAAGGGGUAUAUAAUUGAUAUUCUCUUUAUAUAGUAAUUGAUAUUCUCAUCGGUAUAUCUGUGUUUAACUUUCAUUGUCAUUUGCAUGUCUAGAUUGAUACUCUUAACUUGAUUUCCACACUCAUAAUCAUAUGUUUAAUUUCCACACUCAUUAUCAUUGAUUUAAUAUUUUUUACUAGUCUAGGUAGUCCACUAGUACAUAACAACAGUUUCCUCAAUUCUAUCUUAAAAGAAAAAAUAGUUUCCUCAAUUCUGUGUAUAAAUAAAGGAACAAAAAAAGUGAAUUUAACUGCAUUAUAUGUUUUUUGUCAAAAAAAAGUGCUUUAAAUAAUUCAUUUUCUAUUUUGCCGUAUCUGGUUAUAGAAUAAUUUUACUCUUACAGAUAUGGGAUAUGAUUUUGUUCAUGAAUGUUAAUAACACGAUGUGUGAACAUGGUAGUCACACUCUUUUUAGUUUGAAGCUCAAGUAAUUAGUAUAUGGACUACUUACUCAUUCUGGGUUAAUAUCCUCUCCAUUUGGUAAAAUAAAUGGAGUUUGCAAUUUGAAGAGAUAGACACAAAACAUAGAUAGU